UUAUGACAUCCUUUCUCUCCGUAAUUUCUCUUCUUCUUAUUCUCUCUCUUUCUUCUGCGGUUUUCUCAAACGCUACACCUUUCCAGAAAAUUCCGGUGCCGGGAAAGAGGUCAGGCCCUGAAGCUUUUGCUUUUGAUUCCACCGGAAAAGGUUUCUACACCGGAGUCUCCGGAGGUAAAAUCCUUAAAUACCUACCGCAGAAAGGUUACGUCGAUUUUGGCUAUAUCACGGAAUCCUCGAAGUCACAAUCGUGCGACGGAGCACUUGGAACCGCUAACAUCGGAAAAUGCGGCCGGCCGGCGGGAAUAGCUUUCAACGACAAAACAGGAGAGCUCUACGUCGCCGAUGCUCCGUUGGGUCUCCACGUCAUUUCUCGCGGCGGCGGUUUGGCCAAGAAGAUCGCCGAUAAUAUUGACGGCAAGCCCUUCUUGUUUCUCGAUGGUCUAGACGUUGAUCCCACCACCGGCGUCGUCUAUUUCACUUCCUUCAGCUCAAAAUUUAGCCCUGGGGAUGUGUUGAAAGCAGUUGCAUCAAAAGACGCUACUGGAAAACUCUUCAAAUACGAUCCAUCAAAGAAAGUCGUGACUGUAUUGAUGGAAGGCCUAAGUGGCUCAGCUGGAUGCGCAGUUAGCUCAGACGGCUCCUUCGUGUUGGUUAGUCAGUUCACAAAAAGUAACAUCAAGAGGUAUUGGAUCAAAGGACCUAAAGCUGGUUCUUCUGAAGACUUCACCAAUUCGGUCUCGAACCCUGACAACAUCAAGAGAAUCGGUUCUUCCGGAAACUUUUGGGUUGCUUCGGUCGUGAACACGGCCACUGGACCAACAAACCCGUCGGCGGUUAAAGUCAAUUCUGACGGUAAAGUCCUCCAUACAAUUUCUGUGAAGGAUAAGUUUGGGGAUACUUUGGUCAGUGAGGUUAACGAAUUCAAAGGACAGCUUUACGUCGGAACACUCUUUGGACCUUUCGCCGGGAUUCUUAAGCUCAAAAAGUAACUAUUUUAUUUCAU
Molecule: messenger RNA, 1006 nt
Organism: Eutrema salsugineum
Lineage: Eukaryota; Viridiplantae; Streptophyta; Magnoliopsida; Brassicales; Brassicaceae
Product: protein STRICTOSIDINE SYNTHASE-LIKE 11
Exons: 3
Coding region: 3-992 (329 amino acids)
Biological process (GO): biosynthetic process
Molecular function (GO): strictosidine synthase activity
Source: RefSeq, a predicted model, not a curated record